AUGAGGCCCAUUCUUCUUGCCGGGCACGAGCGUGCGCUCACCCAAAUUAAGUUCAACAAAGAUGGCGAUCUCAUCUUCUCUGUCGCAAAGGACCAGCAGAUCUGCGCCUGGUUCUCCCACAACGGCGAGCGUCUUGGAACCUACCACGGCCACGUCGGUGCUAUCUGGACUGUCGAUGUCAACCCCACCUCAACCAUGAUCGCCUCCGGUUCUGCCGACAACACUAUCCGUCUCUGGGAGGUCAAGACUGGUCGCCUCAUCAAGACCUGGGAGUUCCCUACCGCCGUCAAGCGAGUCGAGUUCAACGAGGACGGAACCAAGCUACUGGGAGUUACUGAGAAGCGAAUGGGUUACCUUUCCAACAUUGUUGUUAUCGAUAUCAACCCCGACCUCAACGCCGAGCAGAACGACGAGAAGAGCCUUACCAUCGUUUGCGACGAAAGCAAGGCCACCGUUGCUGGCUGGAGCGCCCUUAGCAAAUACAUCAUCGCCGGCCACGAGGAUGGCAGCGUAAGCCGAUACGACGCCAAGACUGGCGACCUGCUCGACAACGUCCCCGUCCACGAGCUCAACCAGCCUAUCGUCGAUCUCCAGUGGUCUCCUGACCGCACCUACUUCAUCACUGCUUGCAAGGAUAAGACUUCCAAGCUCAUCUCUGCCCGUGACCUCGAGGUCCUCAAGACUUACGUUGCCGACACACCCCUCAACAGUGCCACCAUCACCCCCAAGAAGGACUUUGUCAUCCUCGGUGGUGGUCAAGCCGCCAUGGAUGUCACACGAACCUCUGCCCGUCAGGGUAAGUUCGAGGCCCGUUUCUACCACAAGGUUUUCGAGGACGAGAUCGGCCGUGUGCGAGGUCACUUCGGUCCCCUCAACACUGUCGCCGCCGACCCUACAGGCAAGAGCUACGCCAGCGGCGGAGAGGACGGAUACGUGCGAGUUCACCACUUCGACAAGGGCUACUUCGACUUCAACUACGAGGUCGAGAGGGAACGAAUCAACCGAAUGCAGUAG
Molecule: messenger RNA, 1014 nt
Organism: Fusarium venenatum
Lineage: Eukaryota; Fungi; Ascomycota; Sordariomycetes; Hypocreales; Nectriaceae
Product: WD40-repeat-containing domain protein
Biological process (GO): cytoplasmic translational initiation
Cellular component (GO): cytoplasm; eukaryotic translation initiation factor 3 complex, eIF3m
Molecular function (GO): protein binding; RNA binding; translation initiation factor activity
Source: RefSeq, a predicted model, not a curated record